Molecule: messenger RNA, 1652 nt
Organism: Phytophthora nicotianae INRA-310
Lineage: Eukaryota; Oomycota; Peronosporomycetes; Peronosporales; Peronosporaceae
Exons: 1
Coding region: 51-1526 (491 amino acids)
Biological process (GO): biosynthetic process
Molecular function (GO): pyridoxal phosphate binding; L-alanine:2-oxoglutarate transaminase activity
Source: RefSeq, a predicted model, not a curated record
UGCGUGCUCGCGACUACACAAAGUUAUUCUCCAAGCAUCUCUACUUAGUCAUGCCCGACAGCGGCGCCAAAGUGCUCACAACGGCCACGUUCAACCCCAAGGUCGUCAAGGCCGAGUACGCUGUUCGUGGUGCGCUCGUAUUGCGCUCCAACGAGUACGAGAACCGCCUUGCGAACGGCGACAAAUCGCUGCCCUUCGACAAGAUAAUCCCUUGCAACAUUGGCAACCCGCAGGUGCUUAAUCAGGAACCCAUCGAGUUCCACCGCCAAGUGCUGGCGCUCGUCAAUGUGCCAGGUCUUGUGGACCAGCCAGAGGCACAGAAACUAUUCCAGCCGGACGCCAUUGCUCGCGCCAAAUUCUACAUUGACAACAUCCCGGGCGGCACUGGCGCUUAUGGCCACAGCAAAGGCUCGGCUGUUGUACGUGAGGAAGUCGCACGCUUCUUACAGCGUCGUGACGGCCACCCGGCCGACCCGGAAGACAUUUACCUCACAGACGGCGCCAGUCCGGCCGUACAGAACUCUCUGCUGGCUCUCAUCCGUGACGAGAACGACGCCAUCAUGGCCCCCAUCCCGCAGUACCCGCUGUACUCGGCGGCCAUCGCCAUCAAUAACGGCACUCUAGUUGGUUACUACCUGGAUGAGUCCAACGCCUGGGGUCUUGAUGUCAACGAGUUGGCGCGCGCUGUGAAGGAAGCUCUUGAUGCUGGCAAGACAGUGCGUGCGAUGGCUGUGAUUAACCCUGGCAAUCCGACGGGCCAGUGUCUAUCGGAAAAGAACAUUAAAGAGAUCAUCAAGUUCUGCAAAGAGGAAAACAUCCUCAUCCUGGCCGACGAAGUUUACCAGGAGAAUGUAUACGCUGAAGGCAAGAAGUUCUUUUCGUUCAAGAAGGUGCUGCGUGAUAUGGGCAAGGAAUACGACGAUGUGGAGCUUAUCUCGUUCCACUCGACGUCCAAGGGUUUCACGGGUGAAUGUGGUCGUCGUGGUGGCUACAUGGAGCUGGUAAACAUUGACGAGGGUGCCAAGGACCAGUUCUACAAGCUCAUGUCGGUGAAUUUGUGCUCGAACAUCGAAGGCCAGUUAAUGGUGGGUAUGAUGACCAACCCACCGCAACCUGGUGAUGCGUCGUACCAACGCUACAUCGAGCAGCGUGAUGGUACGCUUCACUCACUAAAACGCCGUGCAAUUAAGCUCGUGAAGGCUUUUAACAAUCUCGAGGGUAUCACGUGCAACGAGACCGAAGGCGCGUUGUACACAUUCCCGAGUAUUUCGCUUCCAGCUAAGGCUGUUGAAGCCGCUAAGGAAGCGGGUAUGGCGCCUGGCGCGUUCUACUGCAUGCAGAUGCUGGACGAGACGGGAAUUGUAGUUGUGCCUGGCUCGGGCUUCGACCAGAAAGCAGGCACGUGGCAUUUCCGAUCUACAAUUCUGCCGCCCGAAGAGGCCGUGGACGAGGUGAUCGAGAAGACGGCCAAGUUCCAUGCCAAGUUCAUGGACAAAUACCGUGAAAACAUUGCUAGGACAGCUUAAUGCGUGAAUAAAUACUGUGUCUGUUGAGCAAGCUAAGUUUCUCGGGUUAAUUUGAACUAGAACGAGAGACUCAAGUGGCUAGAUGAAGACUUGAUAAGGUUAUUUGUAAGGAUCACUGAUGCUUGC